Molecule: messenger RNA, 637 nt
Organism: Onychostruthus taczanowskii (white-rumped snowfinch)
Lineage: Eukaryota; Metazoa; Chordata; Aves; Passeriformes; Passeridae
Product: nucleoporin NUP42-like
Exons: 5
Cellular component (GO): nuclear envelope
Molecular function (GO): metal ion binding; nuclear export signal receptor activity
Source: RefSeq, a predicted model, not a curated record
CGGGGCGGCCAUGGGCGUCUGCCAGUUCUUCCUGCGGGGCUACUGCCGCUUCGGCGAGCGCUGCUGGAACGAGCACCCCCGCGGCGCCGCGGGCCGCCCCGGGCCGCCCCCGGCCCACGUUACUAGUGGAAGAGGAGGAGGAGGAGGAGGAUGGGGUACCUCUAACCAGAGAUACAGUAAUGUUAUCCAGCCAUCUUCCUUCAAGUCUGAUACAUGGGGUGGCAGCAGAGAUCAUGGAAGAGGAUUCUUUGGCUCCUCUGACUUUGGAUCGUCAGGCGGCAGCAGCAGAAAUGCAGACUUUUCACAGAACAGGUUCUCUGCCUUAGCCCACAGUCAGAGUGUUGCUGAUGGCUCUAAAGAUGAAGAGGACAGAAUUCUUGAAUGUGUAGUGAAAGACAUGGAAAUUUGGGAAUCUUCUGGACAAUGGAUAUUUUCAUGUUACUCACCAAUGAAAGAAAAGCCAAAUGUCUCAGGCUUUUCAGAUGUCUCGCCAGAAGAGCUGCGUCUGGAGUACUAUGACAGCAGAGCAAACAAUAUCGUUGGGAAUUAUAUAGAUGCUGUCCAAAAGUUAGCACUACAAUGGAAAAAUCAGCUACUUCAGUUAAAAGCUUUAAAUGCAUCAACAAAAGCAGCUUUG